GUCCUGCUGGGCCCUGUACCUCCCCCGCCUCCCACCCCUUCCGAAAUCCAGUGCCCUCUCCGACCCACCGCCCCUUUCCCUUCUCACCAGCCCCACGCCUCCUCCCCGGUCCCACGCCUCGCACCCGGGGCCCCGCGCCGGGAGGAGGGUCGUGUCUCCCCCCCUCCCCACCCCCAGGCUACCACUCCCUGAGGGAUGUCUACACCGCCAUGUCCCGGCCCGGCCGCAGGGAGACCCGCUCCAUUGCCGUCGGCUACGUGGACGACACGCAACUCAUGAGGUUCGACAGCGACGCCCCGAAUCCGAGGGUGGAGCUGCGGGCGUCGUGGAUGGAGCAGCAGGGGCCAGAGUAUUGGGAUCUGAACACGCGGGGCGUCAAGGACACCGCACAAACUCCCGCAGUGAACCUGAACACCCUGCGCCGCUACUUCAACCAGAGCGAGGCCGGAUCUCACACUCUCCAGUGGACUUACGGCUGCGACGCAGAGCCAGACGGCCGCCUCCUCCGCGGGUACGAACAGUUCGCCUACGACGGGGAGGAUUUCAUCUCCCUGAACGAGGACCUGCGCUCCUGGACCGCGGCGGACACGGCGGCUCAGAUCACCAAACGCAAGUGGGAGGCUUCAGGUGAGGCGGAGCGCGAUAGGAACUACCUGCAGGGAACGUGCGUGGAGUGGCUCAGCAGACGCCUGGAGAUGGGGAAGGACACGCUGCAGCGCAGAGGUAUCAGGGGCCGCGGGGCCUCCACAAUCUCCCCUCGGGAGGGAGCUGGCUUCUUAAAAGGAGAGGAAAAUGGAAUCAGUCUAAGAAUAUAUAGCCUUUCUGGUGUAGGUCGCAGACGCGGCUCAGAUCCUGAGUGACUGUGGUGUAGCCCGGCAGCUACAUCUCCAAUUCGACCCCUAGCCUGGGAACCUCCCUCCAUAUGCUGCGGAUGCAGCCCUCAAAAGACAAAAAACAAACAAAAACAAAAAAACACCGCCGUUCUUUCUGGACGGGAGAAAGAGGUUCUUAUAUCCUGUACUAGAGAGUGACUUGCUCAGAAGCCAGACUUUCUCUAAAGGGCAAUUUAAGAAUUUAGUCUCACGGAGAUGGAAAGGGAGACCAUCCCUGAUGUAACUGAUCAACAGUUCCCUGUGACUCUGACAGCAAUGUUGUGAACCAUGACUUUCUCUCUAAAGGUCUUUUUCUCCACCUGAGAACAUCUUUGGAGGCCUGACUCCAGCUUUUCUGAGUCAGUCACCCUCCACCCAGAAUAGGACCAGAGACUGUCUUCUUCCUCUGAGACCUGAAGACUUUUACCCUAGUCUCUCAUUCUAGAAAUUUCCAAGGAAUAGGAGAUAUUUCCAGACCCCCACCCCCCUCCCCAGGCCAGGCUGGUGUCUGUGGUUUGUGCUUCUCCUUCCAAACCAUUGUCCUCUCCAUUCUCCCAGUGGUCACAUGAGGCUGCUUCAGUGGCCCCUUGUGAGUAAUCCGAAGUGAAUUUUCUGAUUCUUCUUCCUCAGAGCCUCCAAAGACACAUGUGACCCGCCACCCCAGCUCUGACCUCGGGGUCACCUUGAGGUGCUGG
Messenger RNA from Phacochoerus africanus (Common warthog), 1567 nucleotides. RefSeq names its product BOLA class I histocompatibility antigen, alpha chain BL3-7-like. Gene Ontology annotation, cellular component: external side of plasma membrane. The transcript has 2 exons. Gene Ontology annotation, molecular function: peptide antigen binding; signaling receptor binding. Lineage: Eukaryota; Metazoa; Chordata; Mammalia; Artiodactyla; Suidae. The record is from RefSeq and is a predicted model, not a curated record. Gene Ontology annotation, biological process: positive regulation of T cell mediated cytotoxicity; immune response; antigen processing and presentation of endogenous peptide antigen via MHC class I via ER pathway, TAP-independent. The coding region runs from base 210 to 860 and encodes 216 amino acids.